This is a messenger RNA of Laetiporus sulphureus 93-53, 713 nucleotides long. RefSeq lists its product as uncharacterized. The coding region runs from base 129 to 638 and encodes 169 amino acids. The record is from RefSeq and is a predicted model, not a curated record. The transcript has a single exon. NCBI's taxonomy places the organism in Eukaryota, Fungi, Basidiomycota, Agaricomycetes, Polyporales, Laetiporaceae.
AUCCGGGGUGCGGCAGCAUCGUAGUCUCCGAAAGUACGGUGCAGGGAAGUACCGGAGCGAUAGAACGAGAGCAUCUGGUCCGGCGGACAGAUGUCGUUGAAUGGUGACGGCUGAAGGAAAGGUCGAACAUGUUAGCACGUGCAUUUAUCGAAUUCUCCGUUUUAAUUGUGUCAAAAACAACAGCUAGGACCCCUCACUUUGGCGCAGGAAACUAUUUGCCAUUUCAGCAACUUUUCCCGUCCAAAGGUCCGAUUCAAAGCCGUCUUUUCGUCACCCGAAAUACGCGAAUUGCCAGAGGCCCAUGCUCGUCGCACUUUCCCCCCUCUGUCCACCACAUCUUGGAUGGCUCACGCACUUACAAUCAAUGCGCAAAGAUCGUCGAAGGAUGGCCUGCUUUGAUUUGUGUCACGACCACUCUACCUCGUGCGUAUCGCUUCCGUAUACGUUGUGAUGUAUCCUGCUGUGCCAGAAUUUUGAUUCUCCAUGCUGCCGCUUCAGUUCAGAGCCUAUGCUCUUCAACUCUGUUGUUUAGAAUGUCGUGCGAUGUCUGUCUCGAAUUUGCUGGAUCUCAUCCCGUGAUCGGCAACGCGGAGUUUCCCAGACGACGUUUUACGGCGUUUUGCCCUCUCUUAUGCUGAUGUUUAAUAGCAAUCAGUUCAUCGACUCGUCGGAGAGCAGAUGUCCCUCGAGAUCAGUCUAUCGCUAUCAUAUAU